Rotaria sp. Silwood1 is the source of this 1533-nucleotide messenger RNA. The record is from the annotation of a GenBank genome assembly. Lineage: Eukaryota; Metazoa; Rotifera; Eurotatoria; Philodinida; Philodinidae.
AUGAUUGAAGAAUCCUCGACAGACAAUUCACUCUACAAGACAUAUGAUAUUCUUGGAAAAUAUUUAAACUCUAUGGGGCAACAUAUGGAAGCAGUUCAAGCAUGGGAAGACGGCUUGAGACAUCUGGAAACUAGUGUAGAACGAUUUGAUGAACUUGGGAACGAGAAAAUUAUAGAUUGGAUCAAUAUUUCCCUUCAAACAGCUCGACUUGUUCAUCGUCUAGGCACGGAUGGACCAGGAGUAUCGUACAAAUCCAAUCGUGUAUGUUAUGCUCCAUCCAAAAUGACUGACGCUGAACAGGCAGAAUGGAAAAUUGAGCAAUUUCAAAGUGCAGUAAGACAUUAUAAAGGAGUACUUGAGCAUAUUCCUGAAGUGAAAGGUGCAGCGAAUGCAUUGGCUGAAAUGAAGUAUGAAGAUAUAUUUGACGUGUUGGAACGUUUAUUACCUCAAGACGUAAAUCCUUUCUUUCCUAUGGAUAUACCAAAAGCUCUUGGCAAAUUAGGUGAUUCAAGAGCCAUUCCUCUUCUUAUAAAAAUAAUCGAAAAUCCAAUGCGCCAAGAAAACGAUGAUAGCGACUCAUCGGACGAGAUAUUUUCUUCAGGUGGAAAAGAUCGAUUAGUCGUGGAAUCAUGCUUAGCACUUGCAUCUUUUAUCAUAAGAUCCAAACCAAUUAAUGAAUAUUCAUCGAACGACGAAAAAAGCCCAGAGAAUACAGAAAAUCAUCAUGAUGUCCUUGCUGUACAAACCAACAAAGAUGCUUUCAAAUUUCUCACUGAAUUUGGCUAUAAUCCAUGUGAUAGUCCCACUGGUUUCAAGUCGAAUGAUUUUACUGGUCCAUCGUGUCAAGUUAGCAUGGAAAAUAUGUUGGAAAACUUUCAAAAAAAGUAUAAUCUACCUGUAACCAAGAAGCUUGAUGUUCGUACAUUGAAGUUGAUGAAUACACCACGAUGCGGAGUACCCGAUUCUUUAUCGGAAAUUGUUGAUCGAAGUAGCCUCUGGCCAAAGGAUCGCAUACUUAAGUGGAAAUUGCAUAUUGGCAAGUUACCAUUUGACCACAAUGAAAUUCGAGAAGCCAUUAGACAAGCGUUCGAUGAUUGGGCUGGUCAUGGUGGAUUAACGUUUUAUGAAGCAAAUGAGUCUGAAACACCUGAUUUUAAUGUGUCUUUUGUGAUUGGUGAUCAUGGAGAUGGAGCCCCAAUAAAUGAGCCUACUACAGUUCUCGCUCACGCUUUCUAUCCCUGGGAUUUUACUUUUCGCGGACGUAUUCACUUUAAUUCAGUUAAAAAUUGGACAAAGACAUAUGAUGGAGUGGGCUACAACUUACGUUUAACUGCUACACAUGAGAUUGGACAUAGUCUUGGAGUUCCUCAUUCAGAUGAUUCUGAUUCGAUUAUGUAUCCAACGUACCAAGUGUUUCAGCCCGACGCCGUAUUACCUGAAUCGGUUAGUAUAAAUUUUAUUGUUGACCUUCUUUUCUAUGCCACAAAAUGUGAGUUCUUUCCAAAAGCAAGUAAGAACUAUGGAAAGGCUUAA